Molecule: messenger RNA, 1491 nt
Organism: Pleuronectes platessa (European plaice)
Lineage: Eukaryota; Metazoa; Chordata; Actinopteri; Pleuronectiformes; Pleuronectidae
Gene: insm1b
Product: insulinoma-associated 1b
Exons: 1
Coding region: 1-1491 (496 amino acids)
Biological process (GO): regulation of cell cycle process; neuron differentiation; negative regulation of transcription by RNA polymerase II
Cellular component (GO): transcription repressor complex; nucleus
Molecular function (GO): RNA polymerase II cis-regulatory region sequence-specific DNA binding; DNA-binding transcription repressor activity, RNA polymerase II-specific
Source: RefSeq, a predicted model, not a curated record
AUGCCCAAAGGAUUCCUGGUAAAAAGAAACAGGAAAUCUGCACAUGUUUCCUACAGGACUCGGUCGGACGAAGAUGACUUCCAGGAGCUACCCACCCCAGCUGCCUACCCGAGCCACACGAACCUCUCCCCGGCGUUUUGCACGGCUUCCAGUCCGGACCGCGCCGCAGCGAUCCCGUUUUUCAUGGCAGCUGCGGCGCCGGUGCCAAGACUGGAGAAGCCGGCACAGUUCGGUAACCCAGAGGCGGCGUGCCAAGCCCUUUACAGCCCCACCCGGCCCAUCAGCAAGGAGCACGACAGGGGAUAUUUCGAGCGAAGUUUCAAUCUGGGCUCGCCUAUUUCUGCCGAGUCAUUCCCGACACCUGCCUCCCUCUCCGGCUUGGACCAUCUCCUGUACGUCCCGGUCGACCUGAAAAUCGGCACCAGCAACAGCAGCCGCCGCGGCACCACCAGCAGCAGCCUCCCGGCACCGAGCAACCGGGCCGGCACCAAAAGAACCGCCGACGGCACAGAGCGCAAAUCUAAACCCGCCACAAAGAAACCAAAAGCCAUCAGAAAACUCAACUUUGAAGACGAGAUGACGACUUCUCCUGUGCUCGGGCUCAAAAUCAAAGAGGGGCCGGUGGAGGGGAAGCCGAGGGCGCCUGCCUCCGGAGGGAACCAGCCUCUGGGGGAGUUUGUGUGUCAGCUGUGCAAAGAGGCGUACGCGGAUCCCUUCUCCCUGGCUCAGCACAAGUGCUCCCGCAUCGUCAGGGUCGAGUACCGGUGUCCCGAGUGCGACAAGAUGUUCAGCUGCCCCGCCAACCUCGCCUCCCACCGCCGCUGGCACAAGCCCCGGACCACCGGCGCACAGGCGAUGCCCCCCGCGCAGGGCACCAAAGCUGAAACGGCCAAAAUCCCACCGCUCGGCGUCAAGUCAGCAGCCGACGAAGCCAAAGACAUGAGUGACAGAGACACCCCGAGUCCCGGUCUGUCCGAGUCGGGCUCAGAGGACGGCUCGUAUGACUGCCAGUACUGCGGGAAGAGGUUUAAGCGUCAGGCAUACCUAAGAAAGCAUAUCAUGGGACACCAGGCCUUGCAAAAGAAAGUGAUGGAGGAGCACGGGUUUCCAACCGGCGAGCGCGCUGCAGAGCCGGCUCCGGUGCCACUUUCCUCCUCUACUGCUCCACCACCACCACCACCACCACCACCCUCCUCCUCAUCCUCCUCCUCCUCCUCCUCCUCCUGCUCAGAAGAAGCCUCAAACCAAAGCCCCCUCAACCUGAGCCCGGUGGAUUGCCUGCUGUGCCCGGUGUGCGGGGAGAGUUUCACCAGCAGGGCCGGCCAGGAGCGACACCUGCGCCUCAUGCACUCCUCCCAGAUCUACCCGUGCAAAUACUGCCCCGCCACCCUGUACAGCUCGCCGGGCCUCACCAGGCACAUAAACAAGUGCCACCCGUCGGAGAACAGGCAGGUGAUCCUGCUCCAGAUGCCGGUGCGCCCAGCCUGCUGA